AUUUGGAAGAUGGCGCCCGUUGUUACGGGGAAGUUUGGUGAGCGACCUCAGCCUCAGCGUUUGACAAGAGAGGCUAUGAGGAGUUACUUAAAGGAGAAAGAUGAUCAAACAGUGCUCAUACUACAUGCAAAAGUUGCACAAAAGUCAUACGGCAAUGAAAAAAGGUUUUUCUGCCCUCCGCCAUGUGUGUAUCUGAUGGGCAGCGGCUGGCAGAAGAAGUUAGAGAAUAUGGAGAAGGAGGGUUGCACAGAGCAGGAGGCCCAGCCAUGUGCAUUCAUUGGGAUAGGCAACAGUGAGCAGGAGAUGCAGCAACUCAACCUGGAGGGGAAGCACUUCUGCACAGCCAAGACGCUGUAUAUCAGUGACUCAGAUAAAAGGAAACACUUCAUGCUGUCUGUGAAGAUGUUAUAUGGGAACAGCGCCAAUAUCGGAGUCUUCCUCGGCAAGAGAAUUAAAGUCAUCUCCAAGCCCUCCAAAAAGAAACAGUCCUUGAAAAAUGCAGAUUUGUGUAUAGCGUCGGGAACAAAGGUGGCGUUAUUUAACCGUCUGCGAUCCCAGACUGUUAGUACCAGGUAUCUUCAUGUCGAAGGUGGAAACUUUCAUGCCAGCUCUCAACAGUGGGGCGCCUUCCACAUCCACCUCUUGGAUGAUGAGGAGUCUGAGGGAGAGGAGUUUGCUGUGAGAGAUGGCUACAUUCACUAUGGCCAGACGGUUAAACUGGUCUGUUCUGUAACUGGCAUGGCCUUGCCUAGACUGAUCAUUCGCAAAGUGGACAAGCAGACUGCAUCAUUAGACGCAGAUGACCCGGUGUCCCAACUCCACAAAUGUGCCUUUUACCUGAAAGACACAGACAAAAUGUAUCUCUGUCUCUCACAGGAGCGAAUCAUCCAGUUCCAGGCCACACAAUGCUCUAAAGAAACUAACAAGGAGAUUGUUAAUGACGGGGCUUCCUGGACUAUCAUUAGCACUGACAAAGCAGAGUACACCUUUUAUGAGGGCAUGGGCCCUGUCCCCUCACCGGUCACACCUGUCCCUGUGGUGGAGAGUCUGCAGUUAAAUGGUGGAGGAGAUGUGGCGAUGCUGGAGCUGACAGGACAGAACUUCACCCCUAACCUCAGAGUUUGGUUUGGAGAUGUGGAGGCUGACACCAUGUACAGAUGUGGAGAGAGCGUACUGUGUGUUGUGCCGGACAUUUCUGCCUUCAGGGAAGGCUGGCGCUGGGUGAGACAGCCAGUGCAGGUCCCCGUCACGCUGGUCCGCAAUGAUGGUAUCAUCUACGCCACUGCCCUCACCUUCACCUACACCCCUGAACCGGGGCCCCGACCACACUGCAGUGCCGCAGGGGCCAUUCUGCGGACACAUAGCACCUCUUCAUCAUCACCGGCUUCUUCAUCUUCACCAUCAUCAUCGUUGGGCAGACUUGGAGAUGGCCAUGCAGUUUACAACAGUAGUGAUAUGAUUUUAUUUGAUUUGAUUUGAUUUUAAUAGGACCCCCAGAAAACUUCAUGGUGUCCACACAAAAUAUAUGACGAAGGAGGAACCAUCAACACACACAAAAACAACAUAUAACAACAGACAAAUAAUAAAAUAAUAGAGUAUAAAUAAAAUUAAAAUAAUAAGUCAGCAAUGCACACUUAGAUCUAAUAGGUGUUGCUUCACUCGUUUUUUGAAAUUAGCUUUAUUCUGAGUUAUUUAGAAAUAUGACGAAGGGAGUUCCACUCAAUCAUAGCUCAAUACGACACUGCACAUUGUUUCAAAUUUGUUUUGGUUUUUGGAUUUGUGUAGUUACCACUGGUGGCAUAUCUGGUGGGGUAUUUGUGCAAUAGAGCUGAGUCUGAUCUGCCUUUACAAACAAUCAGGGAUUUUAAAUACAUCAAUGUUUUUUUACAAAAGAAAGAAGUGAUGCUUUUAACCUCUCAUCAACUUUGAGCAAGAAGAGUUAGUCAUACAAGUUGUUUAUAUUAGGUCUCUGUGUGUACUGAAGGGCAAGCCAAGCUGCUCUGUUCUGAACUUGUUGUAGCUUCCCUGGAUUCAUCUUUAUAGUACCUAAGUAGACCACCAGGCAAUAAUCAAAGUUUGAUAAUACUUAAGUCUGUAGGACCUGUUUGGUCAGAUGUGGUGUUAAAAAAGAAGAACAUCUCUUGACUUCAGAUAUGUUUAUCCCCAUGUUUUGUGCCAGUAAAUAUGUUUGUCUUG
This is a messenger RNA of Scomber scombrus (Atlantic mackerel), 2196 nucleotides long. RefSeq names its product suppressor of hairless protein homolog. The record is from RefSeq and is a predicted model, not a curated record. Bases 10 to 1479 code for a protein of 489 amino acids. The transcript is spliced from 11 exons. Gene Ontology annotation, molecular function: DNA-binding transcription activator activity, RNA polymerase II-specific; RNA polymerase II cis-regulatory region sequence-specific DNA binding. Lineage: Eukaryota; Metazoa; Chordata; Actinopteri; Scombriformes; Scombridae. Gene Ontology annotation, biological process: regulation of transcription by RNA polymerase II; Notch signaling pathway. Gene Ontology annotation, cellular component: MAML1-RBP-Jkappa- ICN1 complex; nucleus.